AUGGAUAACACCAAAGGGGGAGGAGCGCAUGGAAGCGAAGAAGUUGUAGUACUCGCCAGUGAUGAAGCGAUAGCACUUUCCACCGAGGAGGACGUCGGCAACCCCGUCCAGCAAGUUCUACAUGGCAACAAAUUAAAGGCGAACGAAAUCGAGCUAGAACUGAAGGAGUGGAAAACGAAUAAGGAGGACUGCCAGUCCUUUCUGGAAAACAAAACAAUCAUGAAUUUCGCAGACUACAUAUCGAAAUACGAUAGCGAAAUUAAGAAAAAAAAAGAAGAAGAAGAAAUUGUCAUCAUCUGCACCAUUGUCAAUAUACCCUACCAAGUAAGAAAGUACAAUAAUGAAAAAUUUAUUUUCUGGGACAUUUCCGAUUUGCAAAAUACACAAUCCAGGAUUUUCCUUACGGGAGAAAUUUGUGAACAAUUUCAAGCGGAAAAGGAAGGAGCCGUUAUAGCCCUUGUCAAUCCAGUUGUGAAGGACAAAGAUCCACAGUAUUACAACUCCAGGUUGUUAGAAGUGUUGGACAAAACAAAAUUAAAAGUUAUUGGAUUGAUUGAUAAAUUGGAAAGGUGUAAAGGAAGGAAGCGAAAUGGAGAAAGCUGCAAAAUUGUCAUCUACACACCGCUUUUUGGCCACUUUUGCAAGUAUCACGUUAAGCAAGAUCGAACAAAACGAGGGAAGAAAAAAUACGGUAAGAGCGGCAGGUAUGUGGAAGUAGGACCAAUUACGUGGGACGAAGGGGAACAGGUGGCAGCGGUGGACGAAGUGAACGAGGCGGAUGGAAAGGAAAACGGUUCAUCCACCACCACCACCGAGACAGAGAAGAAUAAAAGGAAGAAGAAGAAAAAAAAGGAAGACACCGGUGGUACGGGCGGUACAGACGCUACAGGAGGGGAAUCCUUCGACAUCGAAUCCAUCAUAGGCAUGUACACAAACAAAAUAGAGGUAAAGGAUAAAAAAAAAAAAAAGGAACUGGUGGAAAACAGAAUAAAAGAACUGGACAACUUUUCAAAGCUAACGAAUGAUGGACUAGAUCUGGAGAUCCUGAGCAGUAAGGAACCCACAGAAAAAGAAGAAGUCGCAACGUCCCAGAAGUCCGCCAACGAUAUCCUAACAAAACAGUGCCCUGAACUUAUACACUUAAUUAACAAAUCGAAUAAGGCGGAUGAAGACGAGCAGGAAGUUAGUCAAAAGGAAAAAUUAAGAAUUAAAGAAGAAUCUCGAAAAAAGAAGGAACAGCUAGCUGCAUCCAAUGAGGAAAAGCAAAAAAGGAAGUUUGAAAAUUUCCUAGUCAAAUUAAUUGAGUUACAGAAAUCGAAAGACGAAAAUGAUGUGAAGACUCUCUUGAAGGGGCUCAUUUACGUAACCAAUAAUUUCCAAUUUAACUUAAAACAUGUAAGCAGCUCCAACAUCUUUGAUGUAUGCUACAAGCUUAUGGAUCAUAGGAAUGAAGAUGUUGCCAUCGCGGCUCUGAAAUUCAAGAGGAAAAUUAACACCCUCUAUAUUGAUUACUACAAAGAUAAGCUUAAGAGGCAGAAAGUUAAGCAAUCUAAGAAGGACGGUUCGGAAGCUGCUCAUGUCGAGGUGGACAAAGGCGAAAAGGAUCAGCAGGUGUGUACAUAA
Molecule: messenger RNA, 1623 nt
Organism: Plasmodium knowlesi strain H
Lineage: Eukaryota; Apicomplexa; Aconoidasida; Haemosporida; Plasmodiidae
Product: conserved Plasmodium protein, unknown function
Exons: 1
Coding region: 1-1623 (540 amino acids)
Biological process (GO): DNA replication initiation; DNA replication
Cellular component (GO): replication fork protection complex; nucleus
Molecular function (GO): DNA replication origin binding; single-stranded DNA binding
Source: RefSeq, a predicted model, not a curated record